This is a messenger RNA of Cherax quadricarinatus, 1072 nucleotides long. RefSeq names its product eukaryotic translation initiation factor 3 subunit g1 (gene eIF3g1). NCBI's taxonomy places the organism in Eukaryota, Metazoa, Arthropoda, Malacostraca, Decapoda, Parastacidae. Gene Ontology annotation, molecular function: translation initiation factor activity; RNA binding. Gene Ontology annotation, cellular component: cytoplasm; eukaryotic translation initiation factor 3 complex. The record is from RefSeq and is a predicted model, not a curated record.
UUUCCCUUAUUACAAGAAAGGAAAAACAAGAAAGAACCAAGGAACAAGUUAUGAAGGAGCGGAUGACAACACCAGCUGGGAGACACCACAGUCAUGCCGUCUGCUGACGAAGUUGUGAAGUCCAGCUGGGCUGAUGAAGUCGAAGAGGUAGAAGGAGGGAACCUUCCACCUCCAGUUGAGAAAAAUGAUGGAAACACAAAGACUAUCACAGAGUAUUCUUUAAACGAGGAUGGAAAGAAAGUAAAGAUUACAAGUCACUACCGGAUUGAGAAGCAUCGGGUGGCCAGGACUAUUGCUAAAAGGAAGACUUGGGCCAAGUAUGGCCUUAGUAAAAAUGACAAACCUGGCCCAAAUCCAGCCACAACCAUCACUGCUGAGGAUGUCUUUAUGCACUUCUUAAGCAAUAAAGAAGAAGAACAGAAUGAACAAGAAGAGUUGAAGAAGAAGCUGAUGGAUGCUCAGAAGGGACAAGUAAAAUGUCGUUUGUGUAAGGAAGACCAUUGGACCAAGCAGUGUCCCUACAAGGAUAAAUUGGAGCCUCUCCGUUCAUCACUCCUGGGAGAUGAGAAAGUUGAGGAGGAGCCUCCACAGCCAGGUAGUGGACCUCCAGUAGACAAAGCCAAGAUGAGUGGUGCGGGAACGCAGGGAAAGUAUGUCCCACCAUCCAUGAGGGAUGGAGGCUCCAAGAAGGGCGAGAGUAUGAUGUCAGCGAGAGGGAGAGAUGAAACUGCAACUGUGCGUGUUACUAAUCUGUCUGAGAACACCCGGGAGCAGGAUCUGCAGGACCUCUUCCGCCCCUUUGGAGACAUCAGUCGUAUUUUCCUUGCCAAAGACAAGAAUACUGGACAAUCAAAGGGCUUUGCAUUUAUUAACUUCAAGAAAAGGGAAGAUGCUGCCAAGGCUAUCCAAGUUCUCAAUGGUUAUGGUUAUGAUCAUCUAAUUCUCAGUGUAGAAUGGGCAAAACCUUCUGGUACUCAGUAAAUUAUGCGGCUUAGGGGAAAUAAGUUCUCUGCUAUGAUUUGAAAUCUUGGAUAAAAUAAAGCACAUGUUGAAAUAAAAGUGUUUUGCUAAA